This is a messenger RNA of Sphaeramia orbicularis (orbiculate cardinalfish), 1129 nucleotides long. Its product is annotated as protein spinster homolog 3-like. Gene Ontology annotation, cellular component: membrane. Gene Ontology annotation, biological process: transmembrane transport. NCBI's taxonomy places the organism in Eukaryota, Metazoa, Chordata, Actinopteri, Kurtiformes, Apogonidae. The annotation marks the transcript as partial. The transcript is spliced from 9 exons. Gene Ontology annotation, molecular function: transmembrane transporter activity. The record is from RefSeq and is a predicted model, not a curated record.
AUGUCUGCUCCGUCACCCAAGCUGGAUCCUCCUGGGAAGUCAUUGUCUUGGACUGAGAGCGCAGUCCUGUACGCUGGCUUUAGGGCCUACUUCUGGUUCCUGGUGCUGAUGAGGGGGAUGGUUGGAAUCGGAGAGGCCAGUUACUCCACCAUCGCCCCCACCAUCAUCGGAGAUCUGUUCACUGGGACCAGGAGGAGCAUCAUGAUCUCUGCAUUCUACAUCUUCAUCCCAGUAGGAAGUGGCCUCGGGUACAUAACAGGAGCAUCGGUUGCGACUCUGACAGGCGACUGGCGCUGGGCUCUGAGGAUCACCCCCAUCUUAGGCCUCGUUGGACUGGUGUUGUUCAUCUGUUUCUGCCCAAACCCGCCCAGAGGAGCUGCAGAAACCCACGGACAUGGAAUGAGCGCACACACCUCGUACCUGGACGACGUCAAGUAUCUGCUGCGAAAUAAAAGCUUCGUGGGUUCCACUCUGGGUGUGACAGCCAUGGCCUUCGUCCUGGGAGCGCUGGCGUUCUGGACUCCCACCUUCCUGUUCAGAGCUCAGGUCAUUCAGGGACUCAAAUCCCCGUGCACCGCCGAGCCCUGCAACAGCACAGACAGUUACAUCUUCGGUGCUGUGACGGUGGUUACGGGUAUUUUAGGAGUUUGCAUCGGUGCCGGUUUAUCCAGAUUUUUCCGGAACCGGGUCCCAUAUGCGGACCCGGUCAUCUGCGCUGUGGGCAUGUUGGGAUCGGCUCCCUGCCUCUUCGCCACCAUCUUUGUGGCCUCGUCAAGCAUCCCAGCGACUUACGUCUUCAUUUUCCUCACAGAGAUCCUCUUAUCCAUGAACUGGCCCAUUCUGGCUGACAUACUGCUGUACGUUGUCAUCCCGACCAGAAGGGCCACGGCCGAGGCCCUUCAGAUCACCGUGGGCCAUCUCCUGGGGGAUGCUGGGAGUCCGUAUCUGUUAGGAGUGAUCUCGGACUCCAUCCAGAAGUCUCAGCCUGAAUCCCAUGAGUGGAGCUUCCUGAGUCUGAAGUACAGCUUCCUGCUCUGCCCGUUCGUCGACCUCCUGGGGGGCGUGUUUUUCCUGCUGACCGCCUGUUACAUCACUGCAGACAAGGAGGCAGCGCUGCAACUGGUGCAAG